AUGUCGCCGCUCUUCAAGCCAUGGUCGUUGAUAGUGGUCCUGGCAGCAGUAGUGCUUGUACCCAGAGGUGCAUUUGCCCAGACGUCCAAUGUGAUAUGCCUGUCCUCUUAUGGUUGGAUGAACAAUAGCCUCCAACAGAACCCUUGCGUGGUCGCUUCCUACCUCGAGAGCGUCUGCAAUGGUGGAGAUUUUUCGAUCAGUGCUUUACCUCCCGACUCCCAUUAUGCAGCUCCCACGGUGGCUGAAGCCAGCCCUUGCGAAUGUAGUACGGUGACCUACUCGCUGGUUAGCGCUUGCGGUGCUUGCCAGAACGCCACGUAUUUGACCUGGUCUUCUUGGAGCUACAAUUGCUCCUCGGUAUCCAUCCAACAAUUUCCAGAUGACAUACCGUCUGGCACCGCGGUUCCAAAUUGGGCAUAUCUGGACGUGACCGCUGCGGGAUUCAGCCUUACCGCAGCGCAAGUAGACGGAGAUUCCCCGGAAUCUACCGCAACAAAAGUGCAAUCUACUGCUACAGUUCCUUAUUCGAGCAGCGCGUCUGCUUCUUUGACCGGUUCUUCGGGCGCGGCCACAGGAUCUUCGACCACAUCAUCAUCAUCGACUAAAUCGACAAGUUCAAACGCUGGAGCUAUAGCUGGGGGUGUUGUUGGUGGAGUCGUAGGAAUUGCAGCCAUCAUAGGUCUUGCGACCUGGUUCAUUGUCAAACGCCGUCGCUCUGCCACAGCGCCGUCGGCCGCUUUCAGCGACAUUGGCGGGGGUGCGGGAUACACUCAAAGUGUUUACUCCCCCAACACUCAUUCAUUCCCAACGCAACCUCAAAUGACGCAACAACGUCUCUACGACCCAUCUGACCCGUCCACUUUCCCAGGUUCGCCUCCCUCCCCCACCCUUCUGACUACCGCAUCUAGCAACAUAUACCAAAACCCAUCGAUACCGUCGCAUGUGUUUUCCCAACAGUCACGCCCAGGGCAGUACAGCGGUACUCCGGAGAUCUAA
Suillus fuscotomentosus is the source of this 996-nucleotide messenger RNA. RefSeq lists its product as uncharacterized. NCBI's taxonomy places the organism in Eukaryota, Fungi, Basidiomycota, Agaricomycetes, Boletales, Suillaceae. The coding region runs from base 1 to 996 and encodes 331 amino acids. The transcript has 8 exons. The record is from RefSeq and is a predicted model, not a curated record.